AUGGCAUCAUUUCAAGCUGAGUUUUCAGAUCAUUCAGAUCGCGAAGAAGAGUUGGAGGAUAUGUUGACAUCUACAACAAACGAAGUUCAAAUACAAAAAAGAGUUUUUAACAUUGAAGAUGAAGAAGCCACAGUCAUUCCGAAAAAAAUACCUGCCAAAAAUUUGAGUCUUUUGAGAAGCAGAAACAUACUAUCAUUUUUUCAAGGUACCAGUGGUGUUACAUCUAGUGCAAAUUCCGAAACCCCUACUAGUGAAUUAAGUGAAACUGAAAGUAGUGCAGUAAUCGAGCAUGAGGUGGCUGUUUCCAGCAAGCACAGCACAGAAACUGGCAGUCCCAGAUCAAAAGCGGCAGGGACCGCAAAACUGCCAAAAAGGGAUUAUUCAAAAUAUAAACAUGUCUGUCUUCUUUGUGCCAAAAAUGAUACGGCAACUGCAAGGAACUCUGCAGUUCUCACUAGCGGGGGAGAUUUCCAAGUUGAAAGGCAUCGUAAAAGUCACCCACUCUUCUAUCUCACUGAAAGACAUGAAAUCGCAUGUUGUACCAAUAAAUCACAUAUCGGUUCCACGAAAUGUAAGAGAAUUAGCAGUACCAAAGCCGUCAUCUAA
Molecule: messenger RNA, 606 nt
Organism: Paramuricea clavata
Lineage: Eukaryota; Metazoa; Cnidaria; Anthozoa; Malacalcyonacea; Plexauridae
Source: the annotation of a GenBank genome assembly